AUGUCGACCCCCGAGCUGCGAGCGCUGCACGAGGCGCUCAACACGCUGACCCAGCUCGAGCGUGGCAGGUCCGUGAGCCAGACCAAGGUGCGAGCAGUAGCAAAAGCCUGCUUCGAAGCGCGCGACGAGUAUAAGCUUGCCGUGCACCAGGUCGAGCAAUUUGUGAAGACGGCGCCGGCGCACUGCCGGCUGGCGGGCGUCUACGUCAUCGACGCGGUCUGCCGCCGGAGCAAGGACCAGAGCCAGAACGACGUCUUCACGCCGCGCUUCUCCACGAGUAUUCUCGCGACGAUCAGCGCGUUGGACGACGCCGACCUCGAGGACCGCCAGCGCCUCGUCAAGCUCGUCGAGAACUGGGUCAAGAUGCGGCUCUUCGAGGGCGUGGACUUCGAGUCGGUCGCGGUGAUCCAGCGGACGCGCGGCGACGGCGCCGACGUCUACGGCCAGCCGCCGCGGAAGCGGUCGCGGUCGCCGGACCGGCGGCAGGGCUACGCGCCCGCGCCGCCGCAGCAGGGCUACACGCCGGCGCCGCCGGGCAGCUAUCCACCCCAGCAACAAUCGUGGGGCGGCCCGCCGCCGCAGCAGUGGGGCGGUCCGGCGCAGAUGCCGACGGGCUGGGCCGCGCCGCCGCCGCCGCCGCAGGGAGGCUUCACGCCGGCACCGCCGCGGGCCUCGCCGCCGAGCGGCGGCUUCAACGCGCGGCGCGCCGUGCACUCGGAGCCGCAGCCGCCGCUGCUGACGCCGUCCGACCUCGCGCCGGGUGGCUUCGACCCGCGGCGCGCCGUCAACCCGCAACAAUCGCCCCGCGGUCAGCCCGAGCAGGCGUGGGGCAACGAGAGGGUGCCCGACUCGAUCGACCCCGCGGUCCGCGGCCGGCCCGAGGCGCCGCCCGCCAAGCAGCGCCGCGUCGAGACGGAUUAUGGUAGUGCGGAGCAUCGGCGCGCGCCGACCCGGUCCUGGGGCGCGGAAGACAGAUCCGGCAGAAGCUUCGGCGUCGCGGAGAUGAAAGCCUUCGACAGGACGAGCGGCGACCGCCCGCUCCCGGGCCGCGCGUUCCCGCCGAUGAACGCGAAGCGGCCGCUGCGGCCGGGCACCGAUGCGGUCGACGGCCGGCGCAGAGUCUACGAGUACCCGGACGUGCCCCAGUUCCGCGGCGAUCCCAUGGCGCCGUUUGAUCCGGACUUAGCCUUCGCGAGCCCCUUCGCGGACCGCGGAGACGAGGCUUUAGCGGCUGGAUGGGAUAUAGCGCGCAAGGACAUGCGCAAUGUAGGGCGUGACGGGCGCGUGCCCUACCAGAAACGGGCCCAUCAGGAUACGACUAUGCUGUCAUAACUUUCGUGUAGC
Messenger RNA from Pelagomonas calceolata, 1344 nucleotides. Lineage: Eukaryota; Pelagophyceae; Pelagomonadales; Pelagomonadaceae. The record is from the annotation of a GenBank genome assembly.